Messenger RNA from Oikopleura dioica, 1395 nucleotides. NCBI's taxonomy places the organism in Eukaryota, Metazoa, Chordata, Appendicularia, Copelata, Oikopleuridae. The record is from the annotation of a GenBank genome assembly.
AUGAUUAGCACGGGCAAUAUUUUCGGGGUGUUUGCGGCGCUCUGUGUCUUUUUCGCUUACUUUUUCUUGGAACUCGAGAGCUUGCAAAUUGACAGAAGCUCGCUUGAAUUCGGGCAAAAAAUAGUGCUGGAAAAGGUCGAUCUUGAUUUGACCAAAUUAUCACCUGAAUUCCUGGCUUCGAAAGAAUUCCUCGAAGACGACGAAGUAGACGACGGAGAGGAGUACUACGACGAAGACCCAGAUCAAUCUCUCAAAACUGAUCUCCCAGACGCGACAGAUGUGUUAUCAGGCUCCCCCGAGCCCGAUUUCGAAAUUCCCUACGAAGACGUCAGCGAGGACGGCACGUGCAAGCCAAAAAGGCAUUUUGUCUUUCAUAAAAAGCAUAAAUGCGGCUCAACGGCGUUCCGUUUUAUCUUUCAAGCGUAUGCGCACAAGCACAGUCUGAUCGGGGCUAACUCCAUGAUCGGGCCAUUUCUGGGCGGUUACCCGGGGCGCUUCGACCCCCGCUUCGUCGGAAAACGUUACGUUACGUAUGACUACUCUGCCAGUCAUGUCCGAUUCGAUGCAGAUGCCUUCAGAAGUGUUUUCCCGGAAGACACGAUCUACUUGACUGUGAUUAGAUCGCCGCUAGAACAUUUUGAAAGCACAUUCAACUUUUUUUACUCAAGACAUCAUACGCUAAAAUCUGCUAUGGAACGGAAAAAUGACCUGUGUUGCUGGGGAAUGCCCUUUGCUGCCGUUUCUGGCUGGGACUCGAAUCCUAUCGAAUACCUGCGCGCCGCGCCAGAAAAAUGGAACAUGUCGAUUCCCUGGGCCUCCCGCGGCCGAAACUUCCAGGCUUUCGAACUUGGCUGGGACGUCGACAACGAGUCUCAGGAAUACAUUGAUCAUGGAUUGCGAAUGAUGGAAAGCGACUUCCAUUUGGUGAUGAUUUCUAAUUACUUUUUCGAAAGCCUCGUUUUGUUAAAAGACGCGCUGUGCAUGGACUGGAUCGAUUUGUAUGUUCCGCCGACCAAAGUCAAGCACUAUGAGCACGCGCCCUUCACACCUGAAGACGUUGAAACCUUCAAUUCGUUUUUUCACCAAGAUGUUGCGAUUUACAACCAUUUCAACAAGACUUUUUGGCAGAGGGUUGACGCUUACGGGCGGGAUAGAAUGAAGCGCGAUGUGGAACAUUUGAAAGAAGUUUACAAGCAGUGCGCGGAAAAGACGAUUGACUGCUCGCAUAAGGGUCACGAAGCGAUCAGGAAGGAAAUUCCGGAGAAAGUGCCGAGUGGUUCGGUGGAAGACCUUUUGAUGUACAUGAAAGAAAAUGGAGGAACCUGUGAUUGGGGCAAGUUCCCAACUCUUUGGAAAAAAUAUAUGACCAAUAGUAAGAAAAAGACCAAGAGCUAA